Plasmodium cynomolgi strain B is the source of this 1080-nucleotide messenger RNA. RefSeq lists its product as hypothetical. Gene Ontology annotation, molecular function: sphingosine N-acyltransferase activity. NCBI's taxonomy places the organism in Eukaryota, Apicomplexa, Aconoidasida, Haemosporida, Plasmodiidae. Gene Ontology annotation, cellular component: membrane; endoplasmic reticulum. The coding region runs from base 1 to 1080 and encodes 359 amino acids. The transcript is spliced from 3 exons. The record is from RefSeq and is a predicted model, not a curated record. Gene Ontology annotation, biological process: ceramide biosynthetic process.
AUGACGAGCCACUACUUGCACACGCUGGACGAGUACUUCGAGAACGUGAGGAAUAAAGGCAACCUAGAAUGGAUCCGAGUUAACCACAAGCUAUCCGGAUGGGAUAUCGUCGCACUUGUUUUCCUUUUUGCGUUCAUAACCAUAUUGAGAUUUUUCGCCGUAGGGAUACACACCGAUUUGAUUGGAGAGAAUAAUAUACUGUAUGGGUUAUCGAGGAAAUCACUGCUAGAUCGAAUAAACAAAAAAUGGGACAUAGCAAAAGAUGGAUGUAUAUACAAAUGGAAGGAAAACUGCUGGUUUGCACUUUGGCAUAGCUUCUCCUUUUUGUAUAAUUUUCUGUUGCUAAUUUUUAUGUCGGGCUAUAUGCACAACAAAAACGGGUGGGUUAAAAAGUGCCUUGAAGAACCAACUGGGAAAUGGUUUCUUUUAGUCACCGAAGAUGAGUACAUGGAAAAUAAAAGAGGAUGGCCAUAUAUGUAUAUAGACAAUUCAGUGCAUUAUUUCUACCUGCUAGAGAUAGCUUUUUGGUCCUCCUGCCUUUUUUACUUAAAAUAUGAAAUAAGAAGAAAAGAUUUUUACGUGUUCAUUUUACAUCAUUUGUCCACAAUUUUGUUGCUAGUCUAUUCAUAUGUUUUUAACUUCUGGAGGAUGGGCCUAUUAGUUCUUUUUGUUCACGACGUAGUUGACGUGGCAUUGUAUAUUUCGAAAAGCUUGAAUUAUUCCAAUCCCAGAUAUCAGAAAACGUUGACAUUAUUUUACAUUUUUUUUGUUUUUUCUUAUUUUUUUUUCCGUAUUAUUAUAUUCCUCUUUUAUAUCGUCAUUCCACUGAGCAAUUUGGAGAUCAUAAAAUCCUACACCGACGGGUUUAUAACAUCUUAUAUGGACGUACCCGCCGGUAUAGUCCCCGUUAUUCUUUUGUGGAUGCUCAUGGUUAUGCACUUUUACUGGUUUUUCCUAAUCCUGAAGAUGACUCGAAUAUUUAUCGUCAAAACAAUGAAAAAUGAAGAUUUCACAGACAUCAGGAGUGAAGACGAAGGCGAAAAUCCAGUUCCAAGGAGUGCCCCCAAAAAGAGAAUGUAA